This is a messenger RNA of Morchella sextelata, 267 nucleotides long. RefSeq lists its product as uncharacterized. The coding region runs from base 1 to 267 and encodes 88 amino acids. The transcript has 2 exons. The record is from RefSeq and is a predicted model, not a curated record. NCBI's taxonomy places the organism in Eukaryota, Fungi, Ascomycota, Pezizomycetes, Pezizales, Morchellaceae.
AUGCACACCUUUACAAAGACCCUCUCCGUCCUCCUCUUUCUCCUCUCCAUCAUGACAUUCUCCGUCUCUGCUGCCGACACAUUGGAGAAACAUACGGCGGAACUCGAGGAGCGGAACCCGGUUCCUGGCCGCGAGGAUGUGAUCAAGGGAGUCACUGGUGCUGUCCCUGAUGUCGUGGAAAAGAUUGGCGCGGGGGGGAAGGUGCACGUUGAGGUGGGGCUGGGGAUGAUGGUAGGAGUGGCGGCGGUUGUAGUUGCGUGGUUGUGA